CUUUUUUGCGCAGCCCUUGACUUUUUGGGGGAGAAAUGAAACCGGAAGUUGCAAAGCAACACUCACGUUGGGGCUCGAGAUACUAUCUAAUUUCGACUAGCUACUUUCGGUUCAUGUCCUUUGCUGAUACCACAUUCCUGACAAGUUUGUACGUAUAAAAAAAUAUAUGUAAACGAGUAAAGGCAUACAUAAAGUAAGAAUUUAACGUGUACAUGUUGAUUCAUAGUCGUAACAUAGGGUUUGUACGUUUACAAAUGUAAUUUAACGGUUACGUUUCAUGUUUCACGGAUCGCUUUUCUUACAAUCCUAACAAUUUCCGUAUGAUCAAUCUACUUGCACCCGCUGCAAAACACUCCUACCUUGGCGCCCGGGACAUAUUAAUCGAAUCUCCUCAAGAGUGCCACAAAUUCACGGAAGUUGAUUUGGCGAUGGUCUGGACUGACAAAAUCUGGACCUAUAAUAGACGUCUAUUUUUGGGCCAGGGCGGACCAUAUCUAAAGUUCAAGCAAAUAUGAUCAAAAUAUAGGAGUCGGAGCGUGCAUGUAGUGUCGUCUACGUAUUCUCCUCGAUCGACUGAUUUGCUCUUUCUAACAGGGUCAACGACAAAUAAUAGCCAGGCUACUUCAUAAUAUGGAAGUUUUCAAAUACCCUGUUUUCUUCGAGUGCCAGACUCUGGACCCACCACAGAAACAUAUGAUAAAAAGGUACUUUGGAAUUAAACGUAAAUCUGGUGGCGGAGAUUGUGGACCAGUAGAAUCAGUUGGUGACAAAGUCUACAAGAUCGCAUUUAUUGACCAGACAGUCCAGGAGAGGGUACUUCAGAAACCUAAUCAUGUUUUGGAGAUGCCUGGAGGACCUCUCUUCCUCACUCUGAGAGACAGCCUGGAGCCGCCACCCACAACAACCUCCCCAGUCAGUAGUCAGAGUCACCACUCCCUCCCGUUCGACACAUCUCCACCUGGUGGUCAAGAACAUGUACUCCAUCAUCUGAGCACAGGGAAGCAGGAGAAGAUCAGGACCACCUGUCAUCUGGGACAGGUCCAGCUCCUUCUUCUAGGUGAAGUGAUAGAGAAGGAUCUAGGUGAGGUUGUUCCAGGGGUGAAGGUGACGCGCCUUGACUCAGCUCAGCUGGUCCUGCAUGGCUACGCAAAUGAAGUCCAGGCAGCCAGACAGUUGGUUACGGAUAAGAUCUCUCUGGUGCUGGAGCGGGUGGUGCCUGAGGUGUCCCGCCACCUCCUGUCCUUCCUGAGGGAGGAGUAUGGGAGGCCUGGGAACCUGAGCAGUCUGCUGGGGUUGGGACUCCAUGUGGAGGUAGAGUUGGGGGAUACAGAGCUCCGUCUGUUCUCCCUCUCCUCUGGGAAACUGGACCAGGCUGAGAAGGAUCUGCUGGGGGAGUUUGGGGAGGAGAAGAUUGACGUGCCCAACGGUGCCCUCCUGGCUGAACUGAAAUCUAAGCUUGAGACGAAGGUGAAGGAGAUGAACCAGAGCAGAUGCAGGGUGGUAGCCAGGUAUGGUCCUGGGUGUAGAGUGCAGCUGCUGGGCCACAUGAAGGAGGUUCAGGACCUGAGGGACGAGAUUGGGUCCUUUCUGAUGGGCAGGUCCAGUGUAAGAGUCGUGAGACACCAUCAACAGAAUCAGGAUGGCGUAGUCAGCGAAGCAGGAACCGGAUCUAUACAGGAGGAGAUGGUCGCAGCCACCAGCUAUCGCCUCCGUCUGGGACUGCAGGUAGUUGUUUGUCAAGGUGACAUCACCAAGGAACAGGUGGAUGCGCUGGUGAACGCAGCCAAUGAGGACCUGGAUCAUGCUGAGGGCGUGGCUGCAGCUCUGAGCCGGGCGGGGGGGCCUGAGGUACAGCGGGCCAGCAGGGAUCUGGUUAGGCAGAUAGGUAGAGUGCCCACAGGUACAGUGGUAGAGACUACAGGGGGGAAUCUGCCUUGUAAGAUGCUGCUGCAUGCAGUGGGACCAGUAGGGGGCAGCGUAGGUGGGAAUGAGCGCCCUCUGCUGGAGAAGACAGUAAAGGCAGUCCUGGAUCUGGCAGAGACCAUGGAACUCCAGACCCUGGCCAUGCCCUGCAUCAGCUCAGGGAUAUUGGGCGUUCCUCUGAAGGUGUGUUCUGAGGCCAUAGUCUCUGCAGUGAGGGACUUUGGGAGGAAACAGCACAUCCUUACCAAGGUCACUCUGAUUGAUGUGAGUGGAGAGGCAGUGAGAGCCAUGCAGGAGGCCUGUGAUAGGCUGUUAGAGGGGAAGAGGGAGUUUCCUGGAUGGGAGGUAGAGUCCAGCACCACCACUACCACUACACAUGCUCCUCAGAGAGACACCACUGCUGCCUCCCCCAGGGGAUCAGCUGCUCCAGAGGUCUGUGUCCAGGUGGAGAUCAUCCAGGGAACCAUAGAGAAACAGCAGGUGGAUGCCCUGGUGUCCCCCAUGGUUGGCAGUGACCCUCUCUCCUCCCGUGUUGGUAAUGCGUUGUUGGAGGCAGCUGGAGCAGGGAUGAUGAAAGCGUUUGCGAGGAAAUCAGGGGGACGGACUGCACCUGGUGACAACGUCCUAGUGGAGGGACUGUCUGGUCUCAGCUCUGGCCGUGUCUUCUUCCUCAGAUGUGCACACUGGGACAACAACCCCCAAGGACCAGCAGUACAGGCUCUGAGGCAGGGUGUGAGGAAAAUUUUGACCUCUUGUGAGAACCGGGGCUUCCGUUCCGUUGCCUUCCCUUUAGUUGGAACUGGUGUGGUUCUCCAGUUCCCUGACAAUGUGGUAACACAGGUUCUGCUAGAAGAGAUCCGUACGUAUGAGCAGAACCGAGCAAGCAGAACCCCCUUCCUUGUCCGCAUCAUUGUCCAUCCAAAUGACAGAGAUUCUACCAAGGCUUUUCAGAAUGCCCAGAAUGCUUUGCAUCUCAGAGGGUUCGUAUUAGGCACUCGACCAGAGCAAGACAUCAGGAUUGUGCUGCUGGGGAAAACCGGAGGAGGUAAAAGCAGUGCUGGAAACACCAUCUUCGGACAAGAUGAUGUGUUCCUCGUAGACAGUUCCUCCAUCUCCGCAACACAGAAAUGUAAAGCUCAUACCAAGAACAUCAAAGGGAGAAACAUCACCCUGAUUGACACACCUGGAUUGUUUGACACUGACAUCCCUGAAGAGGAGCUGAAACCUAAAAUAGUUAAAUGUAUAACAGAAUGUGCUCCAGGGCCACAUGCCUUUCUCAUUGUACUGAAAGUUGAACGGUACACAGUCCACGAGAACGAAGCCGUAGCGAAAAUCGAGACAUAUUUUUCACCAGAGGCCUUCAAAUAUGCUACAGUCCUCUUCACUCAUGGUGACCAGCUCAAUGGUUUGACCGUUGAGAAGUUUGUCCAACAGAAUGCUGAACUGAACAAGCUCGUGGAGAAAUGUGGAGGCCGCUAUCACGUAAUCGACAACAAAUACUGGAACACCAAUCAGCAGGGUCAGUACAGCAACCAGUACCAAGUAGCAGAGUUACUCAACACCAUAGAGAAGAUGGUGAGAGAUAACGGAGGAGGGUUCUACACCAACGAGAUGCUCCAAGAGGCAGAGAGAUUAAUACAAGCAGAGAUAGAGGCUCUUAGGAAGGAGUUAAAAGGCCAGAUGUCAGAGGAAGAGAUGAGAAAACAAGCCAAGAAAAGAGCAAUGAAGAAACUCCUGAUCAAAUGGUCAGGGAUAGCAACAGGUGCAGUGGUAGGAGCUUUUCUUGGGGUGGCACUGGUGAUAGGGAUCCCACUUCCAUUCGCUACAAAACCACUGGUUAAUUUAGUCAAACGUCAGAUAGCAGCUUCAAUGACAAUAGGGCCAGCAGCCGUGACAAAGGUAGUACGACCAGUACUUGUAGCAAAGAAAGGGGCGACCAUGAGAGGAGAUUCAAAGACAGGUGCAGGGGUAGGCAUAGCUGCAGGAGUUGUCGUUGGGAUGGCCGCAAUAGCAGGAGGAGUAAGAGGAGGGAUAGUAGGAGCUACUGCAGCAGAGGAGGCAGAGACAGUACAGGAGGCAGCAGAGAAAGCAGCCAAUGCUGUCUACCAUGAUGCUACGCGUCUUCAUGACCAAGCAGGACACCUUCUGCUAAGGGACAGUAACUCUAAGUAGAUGAGAUAUUAUUAUUAUUAUUAUAUAUAUAUUUUUAACCUUUUAUUUAACCAGGCAAGUCAGUUAAGAGCAAAUUCUUAUUUUCAAUUACGGCCUAGGGGUGGGUUAAUGACAGAUCUUUACCUUGUCAGUUCAGGGAUUCGAUCUAGCAACUUUUCGGUUACUGGCCCAACACUCUAACCACUAGGCUACCUGCCGGCCCACUCAGUGAGCUGUACUCUGCCAUAAGCAAACAGGAAAUGCUCAUUCAGAGGUGGCGCUCCUAGUGUACAAUAGCUGCUUGUCCAACAUAUGUAGCUGCUUGUCCAAAUAUAUAUAUAUAUAUAUAUAUAUAUAUAUAUAUAUUUGAUAGUUUUUUUAAAAAUCAAGGGAUAUGGUAGCACAUAGGACUGUGGCAGUCAUGAAAUGUUGUCAGUGGGUCAUUGUCAUGCAAAAGACUGCUGGUCUCACUGUAAUUGACUAUUAAUGAACAUAAACACGUUUAGCAUUUGGAUGCCUCCACUCAUACCAGCUGAUACAAGCCACUGAUGUGCACUUUUGGAACAUCUACAUUUAAAAAGUUUAAAUCAAUUGAAUUUACACCAAAGCAAUAAACCUAUUAUUUAUUUUAGGAAGGUCUAUAUAAACAUUAUGAUAUGAAGAAAAUGUAUUUCAGAAAAACAGAAUGUUAUCUGGCAAAAUGCCCCAUCUGGCUAUGCGCCAUACCAUAGUCUGUAGGCUUGUUCAUUUAGCAGACAAGAUAUGCUUGAGUCCCGUUCCAAUAGUUUAUAACAUGUGAUUUUAUAGUAAGAUUAAUGUAAUUGAACUUAGCCGAAUAAAAUAGAUAGGAUAUUUGUCAUAUUCUGGAGCGAGUGCGCAUAUGAAGUGGCUAUGUUGAGCGUAAAAGUGAUCAUUUGAAGCAGGUCCUAAAGAGGUAUAUUGUACAAACCUUAAAAAUCCAAAUAUAUGGACUGCAUGAUGCGACUUUAGGCUAUUGAUGAUUUGAGAAAGUCGCAAAAAAACUUGGCGCUCCGGUCCUUGCCUGUGGCUGCACAAGCUGUUCUCUCAUAUUUUUAUUUAGUAUUAUUUUUUUCACCCACAGUUUAAUCUUGCCUUUACUAAUAUGUCAAAUUAAUUUAAAUUUAGAAUGGGCCAUUAUCAAAUGGGCAGGAACAGAGGCGGGGAAGUAUGUCAUCAGUAUGCACUCGAAUAGCGAAUAGAAGCCGCUUUCCUGACAGUAUUAUAAUUAUUUUUUUAACUACUGACGUAGGCUACUCGUUUUUUCACCCCACACAUCAACCACCAAACUCUGUAUGCUAUGGGCUCUCCAACCCGGUUCCUGCAGCUAACAAGUGCUUAAUUUGGCCAACCAAGUUAAAUCUGUGCGGAAAAUUUAAAGUAACAUGUUUUAACAACUAAACAUAAUUAAUUAAACUGUUGACAGCCCCUCUCUCAGCGUGCUCCAAUAAGAAAUGAAGGAGAGAUGGAGAUGGAAAUGCACGGUGGUGAGUUAGUCUGUAGCUAAAGGUAAUGUGUCAGUCAGCCUAUUAGUUAUUUAAAAAAACUAUUACUAGCCUAUUCAAAAUCAAGUACAAAUGAUCUAUAAUUGUUGACUAACUGAAUUUGAAUAGGAUAGACCAAUUAUGUACCAUAGACAUCAUAAAAUCGUUUUUUUUUUAAAUGUUUUUUUGACAUGCAUAUCAUGUGGUAGGCUAUGUGUUGUAUAAUGGCACAAUCAUUAUUUAAAUGCAGGGUUUUUUUGGGCUUGGCCUCAUAUAUAUGAGUAUUGUGUAUGCAUACGCACUUAUAUGUGUGUUUUUGAAUUAAUCAUCACCUUAGCGCUAUCCAUUUCAUUGUGUUAGGCUUUGAAGCGACAUCCACAUCCAUAUUUUCCACUCAGUUUCAACCUGUCGUUGAACCUCUUUCUUCAAACUGAUAGAUCAAAUCACAUUUAUUUGUUACAUACACAUGGUUAGCAGAUGUUCAUGCGAGUGUAGUGAAAUGCUUGUGCUUCUAGUUCCGACAAUGCAGUAAUAUCUAACAAGUAAUCUAAUUUAACAAUCACAGUGAGAUGAGUUUUAAAAGCACAUACUGUUUUGAUGAUGUGUUUGAUGUGAUUUUCGAUUGCAUUUGCAUUGAUUUCAGAGUGGUUAGAGGGACAAUAGAGCAAUCUGAUGACCGCGAGUUGUGUACUACCAGACCGCACAAAGGGAGAUUACCGUGACUCUAAGGUCACAUGGCAUUUUACUGCGUUCAUGACUCAUGACAGCCAGUGUGGCGGUAAUAUAGUCACCGCAACAGCCGUAGAAAAUGAUUAUAUAUUUUUUUCUGGGCCAUGACCAUCCAUAGGUUUAUGGUUCACACAUCUGAAUUAUUUUAUUUUAUUUCACCUUUAUUUAACCAGGCAGGCCAGUUGAGAACAAGUUCUCAUUUAAAACUGCCACCUGGCCAAGAUAAAGCAAAGCGACACAAACAACAACACAGAGUUACACAUGGAAUAAACAAACAUACAGUCAAUAACACAAUAGGAAAAAAAUAUAUAUACAGUGUGUGCAAAUGAGGUAGGAUUAGGGCGGUAAGGCCCUAGUGGGGAAAUAAUUACAAUUUAGCAAUGAAACAUUGGAGUGAUAGAUGUGCAGAAGAUGAAUGUGCAAGUAGAGAUUCUGUGGUGCAAA
Oncorhynchus keta (chum salmon) is the source of this 6749-nucleotide messenger RNA. RefSeq lists its product as uncharacterized. The transcript has 7 exons. Bases 631 to 4095 code for a protein of 1154 amino acids. Gene Ontology annotation, molecular function: GTP binding. The record is from RefSeq and is a predicted model, not a curated record. NCBI's taxonomy places the organism in Eukaryota, Metazoa, Chordata, Actinopteri, Salmoniformes, Salmonidae.